CAGCCCUUCCCAGCCAGUGUUGCCAGAUGUGAAAAAAGAAAUCCCUUUUUGCACACAACCUUUUCUGUAUUAAAGCUGAAUUUUGUAACUUUUUCUGUGUUAAAAUACAUUCUCUUACCCCAGAUAUAUAUUCAGAGACAACUAUAAAUUAAUCCAAAUGUGUCAACAAUGCAAUACACAUUGAAAUGUAGUAUUAAUGUAAUACAAAUACAAUCCAUACUCAAAUUAUGACUGAGAAGGAGGGGCAUUUGUAUGAGUAGGAUCUGGCAACCCCUUAACUGCCCCAUGUGUUAGCUCGCUGCUAGCUAUUAUGGAUUCAUUUGUCAAAAUCUAAGCUGCUCAUCUGACACAAUUAAAUAGAACAAAGGAUUUCAACAGACACGUAUAUCGUUUGCCAUUGAUACAAUGGCAGCGAUUGCGAUACCAGAAAAUUCUAAAGUCUUUCUGCUGGACAUUGAAGGAACCACGACGCCCAUCACGUUUGUCAAGGAGAUUUUGUUUCCAUACAUCACUGAGAAUUUGGAGGAGUAUUUGUCAGCUCAUUGGGAAGAGGAUGAGUGUAAAGAAGAUGUACAUCUGCUCAAAAAACAGUCUGAAGAAGAUCUGAGGCAAAAUAAAGCAUGUCCAGUUCAUGAAGUUGAUCAGACAGUGCACACAGAUGAGGAGAAGGCGAUUCGUGAGGUUGUGGAGAAUGUGCUCUGGCAGAUGGCUGCAGACCGGAAAACCACCGCACUCAAACAGCUGCAGGGUCACAUGUGGAGAGCCGCCUAUCUGACAGGCAGAAUUAAAGGAGAGGUGUACCAGGAUGUGGUUCCAGCCAUCAGAAGGUGGAGACAUCAUGGUCUGAAGGUCUACAUCUAUUCCUCAGGAAGUGUGGAGGCACAAAAACUGCUGUUUGGCUAUUCUGUUGAAGGCGAUCUUUUAGAUCUGUUUGAUGGUCACUUUGAUACCAACAUUGGUGCCAAAGUAGAAAGUAAAAGCUAUGAGAACAUCGCAGAGAGGAUUGGCUGCCAACCUGAUGAAAUCAUGUUCUUAACCGAUGUCACACGAGAGGCAAAGGCAGCAGAGGAUGCUGGAGUGAAUGUGGCUGUUGUAGUAAGUCCUGGUAAUAUGAAGUUAACUGAAGAGGAGAGGAACCAUUAUACAAUCAUCACACCUUUCAGCCAAUUAGAAUUGAGUGGAAGUGUUUGACUGCAAAGGCUUUUCUCAGCCUUCGCAGAAAGUAGAGGCGCUGCUGGGCUUUCUUGGUUAUGGAGCUGAUGUUGAGGAACCAGGUGAGGUUCUCCGCCAGGUGAACACCAAGGAAUUUGGUGCUCUUGACGAUCUCCACAGCGGAGCCGUUGAUGUUCAGCAGAGAGUGGUCACUCUGUGUUCUCCUGAAGUCAACAACCAUCUCUCUUGUUUUGCCUACAUUCAGAGACAGGUUGUUGGCUAUGCACCUCCUCUCUGUAUGCUGACUCGUCAUUCUUGCUGAUGAGUACCACCACGGUCGUGUCAUCAGCGAACUUGAUGAUGUGAUUCGAGCCGUGCAUUGCUGCACAGUCGUGAGUCAGCAGAGUGAACAGCAGUGGACUGAGCACACAGCCCUGGGGGGCCCAAGUGCUCAGUGUGGUGGUGGUGGAGAUGCUGCUCCCGAUCCGGACUGACUGAGUUCUCCCAGUCAGGAAGUCCAGGAUCCAGUUGCAGAGGGAAGUAUUCAGGCCCAGCAGGUUCAGCUUUCCAAUCAGGUUCUGAGGAACUUUUGGAGGUAUUAUAAGAGGGGCACGGAAGACUGACCUGUCCUCAAGACUCUAUCACUUUCACACAUUCAACAGAAAUAGUGACAAUACACACAAGAACCAAUGUGCGCAAUUUAUUUUCCCCUGCCUUUUCCCUGCCGUGUUUAAACUUUCGCCUGGAACUGCAGUGCGUCCUGCGCGCGCAGCUCUCGACAGCUCAAAGUGUUCAUGGUGUCAGGUGUGCUCGCAGCGAUUAUGUAAACAAAGAUGUACUCGUGUGCGCCAUUUUCAAAUGGGUGAAGAGGAGAAUUAACACUGAAGUUUCGGUCUGUUCCUCACACAACACUAUCAUAUGGCUUCAGAAGAAUUUAAAUCUAAGCACGAGUGUUAUGGACAACUUUUUAAGGUGCUUUGAUGUGUGAUUUUGGAGCUUGGACAGCCACAAACACAAUCCUCUCAUCCCUCAAUCUUGUGUUUCACGGAUAAAAAAAGUCAUACUGGAUUUGAAUGACGAGGGUGAGUAAAUGAUGGCAGAAAGGUCAGUGUUUUUGUUUCAGUGGUUAUUAAAGUUUGUCAGUAUCAUUAAUUAGGUGAACCGAAAAAAUUUAGAAUGACUGGUUUAGAGGUAGUCCGAUAUAUCGGUUUUACAGAUUAAUCGGUACCGAUAGUUGCUUUUUGGAACUAUCGGUUAUCAGAAAAAAUAUAUGCCGAUAGUUGCCGAUAUUUUAUUUUCCCCACUGUUUUUUAUUCCUUAUCAGUAAACCUCAUCUGGUGAAGUAUAUACAUAAAAAAAACUCUUCAUCUGGUGAAUCUAUAGGCUAUAAAAAGCUUAAUUUGGUAAAUACUUACAUAUAGAGCAUUGUAACGGAGCCAAAUCUCUGUAUUUUCAAAAUACGAGUCCCCGGUGUAUUUCGGGCUUGUUUAAAGUAAAAAGUCCUGCGUUAUACACCAAAUCUUAAUUUCUCUGGUUAUUAUUGGGAUUUUGGUGCAUAAUAAACUGCUUUGGGAUUUUAUUCAUUUUGCAGACUCAAUUUAUGUGCCCUUUAUAGUAAGGAAAGAAUAAGAUGUUUUUUUAUUAUUAUAUAGAUAGAUUUAAAAAACUAUCGGCCGUUUAAUCGGUUGUCGGCCUUUACCACCAUCUUAGUUAUCGGAUCGGCAAAAUCCACUAUCGGUCGACCUCUACUAUAGUUGAACUAUAGUUACUGUAGUAAAGUCAUGGUUAAUUUUCAUAUGGGAAGGAUAUACAGUUGAAGUCAGAAGUUUACAUACACUUAGGUUGAAGUCAUUAAAACUCAUUUUUUAACCACUCCACAGAUUUCAUAUUAGCAAACUAUAGUUUUGGCAAGUCGUUUAGGACAUCUAUUUUGUGCAUGACAAGUAAUUUUUCCAACAAUUGUUUACAGACAGAUUGUUUCACUUUUAAUUGACUUUAUCACAAUUCAAAGACAAACUGUGCCUUUAAACAGCAUGGAAAAUUCUAGAAAAUGAUGUCAAGCCUUUAGGCAAUUAGACAUUUAGAUUCUGAUAGGCUAUUUGGAGUCAAUUAGAGGUGUGCCUGAGGAUGUAUUUUAAGGCCUACCUUCAAACUCAGUGCCUCUUUGCUUGACAUCAUAGGACAAUCAAAAAAAAAAAUUUGUGGACCUCCACAAGUCUGGUUCAUCCUUGGGAGCAAUUUCCAAAUGCCUGAAGGUACCACGUUCAUCUGUACAAACAAUAGUAUGUAAGUAUAAACACCAUGGGACCACGCAGCCAUAAUACCGCUCAGGAAGGAGACGCAUUCUGUCUCCUAGAGAUGAACGUAGUUUGGUGUGAAAAGUGCAAAUCAAUUCCAGAACAACAGCAACAUCUUAAGACAUCAGCCAGGAAGUUAAAGCUCUGUCGCAAAUGAGCCUUCCAAAUGGACAAUGAACCCAGGCAUACCUCCAAAGUUGUGCAAGGCAAACUUCUGACCCACUGGGAAUGUGAAUAAAUAAAUAAAAGCUGAAAUAAAUAAUUCUCUCUACUAUUAUUCUGACAUUUCACAUUCUUAAAAUAAAGUUGUAAGGCUGGCACCAGAAUGUCUACGCCCAAAAGUCAAAGAACUCUGCGAGAACCAAUGUCAUAAAACUCUCACACAGAAGAGCAUCUCCACCUGAGACAACACACACUACUGAGCAAGGACCAUAAAACACAAAUCUCAUUCACAUCUGCCCCCUCUCUCACCUCAGGUCACUUUCGGGUCACCAAAAACUAAGUUAUGACUUAUCCUGUUCUGUAAUGUAAAAGGUUUUCUGAUCAUACAUGUUUGAUAUCAUUCAAGAGGUCUCAGUGCAACUGGUAAAACGGUCUCAUUCCCUUUCAGCAAAGUCAAAUCACAAGUAAGAUUUAAGAACUUAGUAAAAUACUGCAUUCUAUCAGGGACCAGAUGCUGUAUGCAGAUUAGGUGCGUUCUUUGUAAACAUCAAAACCUCCUAAGUUGUAAACCAAAUCCUGAAUAACAUUAAACAUACACAUCUGAAAUAACAAUAGAAUUGUUUUGGCAGAGGAGCUCGGGGAGUCUGUAGUCAGUUUUCUCUACCAGGAAUCUGUAGUCAGAUAUCCCAUGCUUAUCACUGCAUGUCACUUUCUAUUGCCAGGUAUGUUACUUUGACUUGUCUUUUAUUUUUAGGAAUGUUUGUUUAUUCUGAUCAUAUGUGAAAUUGGGUUUGAUUGAAUUCUUGAAACAAUGUUUUAUAUCCUACAUGUCAAAUAAAUUGGUAUUAUUUGAUUU
Messenger RNA from Myxocyprinus asiaticus (Chinese sucker), 4467 nucleotides. Its product is annotated as enolase-phosphatase E1. The coding region runs from base 406 to 1191 and encodes 261 amino acids. Lineage: Eukaryota; Metazoa; Chordata; Actinopteri; Cypriniformes; Catostomidae. The record is from RefSeq and is a predicted model, not a curated record. The transcript has 6 exons. Gene Ontology annotation, molecular function: magnesium ion binding; acireductone synthase activity.